Molecule: messenger RNA, 2844 nt
Organism: Tripterygium wilfordii
Lineage: Eukaryota; Viridiplantae; Streptophyta; Magnoliopsida; Celastrales; Celastraceae
Product: phosphatidylinositol 4-kinase gamma 7-like
Exons: 2
Coding region: 538-2424 (628 amino acids)
Source: RefSeq, a predicted model, not a curated record
AGGGAGAGAGAGAGAUGAACUGAGCGAAUUGACAAACAAAUAGCGAGGAAGAGAGGAAAAAAGAGAGGGGGUUUUCACUGAGUCGACUCGGACGUUUUGUUCUUGUUAUUGGACUCGGCACGUUGAACCUACCCUCCCUUCCUUCGAUUCUUUGUCAUCUUCGGAGGUUUUAUUUGAUCGAUUCGUUCGAUUGGUUUCUUUCAGAUCUCGCAAUCUGAUUCUCGAUUGCGCAUAUUUCAGCAUCUUAAGAUGGGGAGCUUAAUGUUGCAUUGAGCUCCAUCCUUUCCUCUGUCUCUACUUUUGGCUCUGUAAUUUCUGGUUGCUGAGUUGUGUUGGGGCCAGCUUAUCGAUUAAUGCUAUUUUGGCUUUCAUACUCCUUGCUUAAUCAAUUGCAAUUGGCGUUGGAGUUCGGCGUAUUUUUGGUAGGGAAGAAGUUCUCUUCCUCCAACAUCGCCUUCGCUCUUGCCAUACUCAGAAGCGAUCAAUAUCUUGGUUUGUUUCACGUCUCGUAAUCUGGAUAGCCCAGUUCAGACCCAGAUGGCAGUGGUAGUGUUUAAGAGCCCAGUCGGUGGGGAAUACCAUGGGAACAAUAGAGUGGAAGGUAAACAACCUACCGGGAGAAGACGGGUUUUUGUGCAAACAGAAACUGGUUGUGUCCUGGGGAUGGAGUUGGACCGUGGUGACAAUGCUCAUACUGUGAAAAGAAGGUUGCAGCUUGCCCUUAAUGUCCCCACGGAUGAGAGCUCACUGACAUUUGGGGAUAUGGUGUUGAAGAACGAUCUAAGUGCUGUUCGAAAUGAUUCUCCUCUACUUUUAACACGCAACUAUAUGCACAGGAGUUCCUCCACUCCUUGUCUUUCACCUACUGGGAGGGAUAUCCAACAGAGAGAUUGGAGUGGCCCUAUUGAGAUUUUAGGUCGGUCAGAUCGCUUUGCUAAAACAAAACAACUGGUGAAGGACGUUGUGAAGGCAAUUAAGAUGGGUGUUGAUCCAGUUCUUGUUCAUAGUGGACUUGGAGGUGCAUACUACUUCAGAAAUACCAGAGGUGAGAGUGUUGCAAUUGUGAAGCCGACGGAUGAAGAACCUUUUGCACCAAACAACCCUAAAGGCUUUGUGGGUAAAGCCCUUGGCCAACCAGGUUUGAAGCGGUCAGUGCGGGUUGGGGAGACAGGGUUCAGAGAAGUUGCAGCCUACCUUUUGGACUAUGAUCACUUUGCAAAUGUGCCUUCAACUGCCCUUGUGAAGAUUACUCACUCAAUUUUCAACGUCAAUGAUGGGGUGAAUGGGAACAAGCCUCUUGGAAAGAAGCAGGUUAGCAAGAUUGCUUCUUUCCAACAGUUCAUACAGCAUGAUUUUGAUGCCAGUGAUCAUGGGACAUCAAGCUUCCCUGUUUCUGCUGUGCACCGCAUAGGUAUAUUAGAUAUUAGGAUACUAAACACGGACAGGCAUGCUGGAAACCUUCUAGUGAGAAAACUUGAUGGUGUGGGGAGGUUUGGUCAAGUGGAGCUAAUUCCGAUCGAUCAUGGCCUUUGUCUGCCUGAAACAUUGGAGGAUCCAUACUUUGAGUGGAUUCAUUGGCCUCAGGCGUCAAUUCCAUUCUCUGAUGAUGAGCUCGACUAUAUACGGAACCUUGAUCCUGCAAGGGAUUGUGAGAUGCUGCGGAUGGAGCUCCCCAUGAUUCGAGAGGCUUGUCUUCGGGUUUUGGUUCUCUGCACAAUUUUUCUGAAGGAAGCUGCUGAGUAUGGCCUCUGUCUUGCUGAAAUUGGAGAGAUGAUGAGUCGGGAAUUUCGAGCCGGUGAAGAGGAACCAAGUGAGCUCGAGGUUGUAUGUAUUGAGGCAAGGGGGUUAAUUGCAGACAGGGAGGAGCUGUUAUCCCCCAGGGAAGAUUUGGAAGAUGAGGAGUUUCUAUUCGAUGUUGACUGUGAUGAAGUGGGAGUUGACUUCACCUCAAAGAUGGCUGCAGAUGAUUAUAUGUCAAGGGUACCAUUUCACUUUGGUAAUGGUCGUUUACUUGCAAAACUGGAGGAAAGCAUUGAGGAGGAAGAGGAGAGCGGAGAGGAAGAAGCAGCUGGACAAGAGGGUUUUGCAGGUCUGCUUGUUCCUGAAAGGUUCCCAGCUGUUUCAAAACUGUCAAUGUCAUUAAAGAAUUCCAUUUUAGGUGACAAGAACCUGAAAUAUCAAAAAUUUUCAGGAGCAAAACCUGAAAAUGGCUGUCUCUCAGGCACAUCAUCUGGGCAUAGGAGUGCGAAUGAGCAACUUCCUGCGAGCAUGUGCUUCGUAAAACUUGCAGAUAUGAAUGAGGAGGAGUGGGUACUGUUUCUUGAUAAAUUUCAGGAGCUGUUAUACCCAGCAUUUGCCAAACGGAAAUCAGUUACCAUAGGUCAGAGGCAGAGGCAGAGACUUGGUACUUCAUGCCAGUUUUGAAGUUGAGAAUCUGGUAUAUUAGUGAAUAGAGGACUGAAGGUGAAAAAAAAAAGUCAUUUUGGUUUGUUGCGAUGAAUGGUUUGAUAGCUUAGGUUUGGUCACAAGUUUUCUCACCGGUGGUGUGGUAGAGUUGGGAGCAACAGUAGAAGGAAGUGAUGUAAAUAUUGUUGGCAUCGGCCAAGGGAAGAGCUGAGUAGAAUUGUUUGUUUUCCUUCUAUGUUUUUUUUUUUUCUAUCUUUUCUUUUUGGGGGUUGCUAAUUCCUCAUGGACUUGUUUGAUAAAUAAUUUGUAGAAUCAGAUCCUUUAUAGAAAAGAAAAAAGAACAUAUGGAAGUUUAUGUAAAUAUUGACCUCUCAGUUUUCCUGAGCAUGCUUUGGAAGUUAUAUAUGUUUAUAUUUUCAUCAGCUGGAUUAGUCAGAA